Penicillium coprophilum is the source of this 789-nucleotide messenger RNA. RefSeq lists its product as uncharacterized. The transcript has a single exon. Bases 1 to 789 code for a protein of 262 amino acids. The record is from RefSeq and is a predicted model, not a curated record. NCBI's taxonomy places the organism in Eukaryota, Fungi, Ascomycota, Eurotiomycetes, Eurotiales, Aspergillaceae.
AUGCCAUCAUCCUCACUCCACCGGACCGCGCCUACUAAUCAGGCAGCACAUCACAACCCCAUGGCUAUGGUGAUGGGUGGCGAGAAGACCGAAACUGAGAUCAAGCUGGAAAGAGAUGGAAAUAUCAACGCCCUCCAGCGAUAUCGAUACCUGACUUGGCGCAAGAAUGCCGUACAUCCUGAAGUUUCAUACGAACUUCUUGACACAGAAGAAAGCCUCCGAGAGGUCGUUCAAGAAGAGAUCUCUAUCCUUGAAGGAGAAACUACCCCCGAAGUUAAUGCCGAAGAAAGACUCCAGGCCUUGAACAAGAGAUACUGGCUCUUGUCUCAGAGGUGGUGGUACUGUCGUUCCGAUCUAGAAGACCUUCAAUUGAGGGGCUUUAACCUUUGGCGAUCACACCCUCAGUGGUAUAUGCAUCGCAUGCUCAUCGAGGAAUGCGUGGGUCGGCAAGGAUGCUGCGCUCGUGGAUGUGGCUGCUGUCGAAACCAAAAAAUGCUUCCCUCAAGGAGUCUUGGUGUUGGAAAUUGUACGCUCGAAUGUGCAUGUUGUCGGAGAGCGAGAGGCUUUGAGAUCUCUCCCACUGAUAAGAAACUCUUGAAGGAACAAUUCAAGAACACCAUUCCGGAGGGAAGCUACCGUAUAACCAGAUAUCGGCAAGUUUCGAUCUGGGGCCUUGUCGGUGAUAGCCGGGAGGACCCCUUUAGUAUGAUUGAUGCCCCGCCAAGCUAUGAUGAGAUUGAGAGGAAAGGAAAGAAGGGACUGCUUGACUGGGUUCAGACCAAGUUUUGA